Lotus japonicus is the source of this 2223-nucleotide messenger RNA. RefSeq lists its product as uncharacterized. The record is from RefSeq and is a predicted model, not a curated record. The transcript has 3 exons. NCBI's taxonomy places the organism in Eukaryota, Viridiplantae, Streptophyta, Magnoliopsida, Fabales, Fabaceae. Bases 922 to 1575 code for a protein of 217 amino acids.
GGUGGUUUAAUAGGUGAUAUAAUAAUACUUUAAUGAAAUAAAAUAUUUUUUUUGUGAUGUUGGGUGUGUUUUAUGAAAUGGAAGAGAGCUAGGGGGUGAAAGUUACGAUUAAAAAUAGAGACAAGGACUAGGAGAGAUUUUAGGAUUUUUAGUUUAGCCCUUGAGGAAUUAGGUUUAGAUGGUUUAAUAAGGAUGGGGAAGCAGCUAAAGAAAAAAAAGAUAAGAAAGAAGAGGACGCGUGAAAGAAGGAGAAAAAAAAGAAGAAGAAGGCUGUGCGUGAAAUAGCAGGAAGAGAGGGAGAGGGGAUCGGCUUCGGAGAAUUCGAUCGGGAACGGGGAGCUGCACUCAAUCCAAAGGUAAUCAGGAGGAGUAGUCUAUAGCCUUUAUUUCGAGUUGGAGUCCUUGCUCUGAUACGUAGCACUCGGGGGGGGGAAAUGGACGCUUGUUUUCCUUCUGUUAUAAUUUGAAUUAAGUUGUUAUUUGAGAAGUUGUUUCUGUUUUAAGUUGUGGGCAAGAUACUAUGUUUUCUUUAAGUUUUAAAGACAUUGGAUUCGCUGCAUAACUAUUUGUCAAAGUGAACUAGUUCAAAGACUAAUUAACUGUCACAAGAGCAUUUAAGUUUAUUUAUGAGUUCAUCUCAAAGUUUAUGUGCUAUGUAUCUGUUACAAGAGCAUUAUGUUAAUGUUUUAAGUGAUUAUGUAAUGCCUCAUGAGUGUUAAAAUUUUUAUCACUCUGAUAUUUGCAAUACAUAUGCCGUUUAGAAUUGGGGUGUUACAUUAGUGGUAUCAGAGCAAUGGUUGGUCAGUGACCAAGUUUUUAGUAUAAUAUAUAUUCUAAUACUUACUGAUACUCGAUAUGUGUAAGUAGCAUUAUCGAGCUGUUGUUUGAUAAGAGUUGUUGGUUGUUUGGAGAUUCAGGAAAAUGGUUGCCGGAAGGAAUGAUGAAGCUAUCGCUGAGGCAUUGGCAAUGAUGGCUAGCGCCAUUGGGCAAGGUCAGCAAGCGAACCUUGGGAACCAUAAUCAGGAUGAAUUUUGUGCUUUGGGAAAGUUUCAGAGGAACAAUCCGCCAACCUUUGAAGGAGCAUACGACCCUGACAAAGCACAGGCAUGGCUGAAAGCAAUUGAGAAGAUCUUUCGAGUCAUGAAUUGUACUGACACGCAGAAGGUGCAGUUUGGCACCCAUAUGCUUGAGAAAGAAGCUGAAGAUUGGUGGGACAACACUGUUCAGAGGUUUGAAGGUGAUGGGAUGGAGAUUACUUGGGAUCUUUUCAAGGGUGCAUUUCUGGAGAAGUACUAUCCAGAAGAUGUGUGUGGAAAGAAGGAAAUUGAGUUUCUUGAACUGAAGCAGGGUAAUGGAACCGUGGCGGAGUAUGCUACAAAGUUUGAGGAAUUGAUUAAGUUUUGUCCCCACUACAAUACUGCCGAAGCUGAGAGAUCUAAGUGUAACAAGUUUGUGAAUGGUUUGAGACCUGAGAUCAAGAAGGUUGUGGGAUAUCAACAGAUUAUCCGAUUUUCUGACCUGGUUAACAGGAGUAGGAUAUAUGAUGAGGAUAGCAGGGAAAGUGCUGCUCACUAGAAGUCUUUGAAAGAGAAGAAAGAAAAGGGGCAAUUCAAAGGGAAACCGUAUGGGAAUCCUGCUGAUAAGGGUAAACAAGAAGCUGGUCAUGACAAGAAGCCGAGUGGGGGAGGAGCUCCUAAUCCGGUUAGGUGCUACAAGUGUGGUGUUGAAGGACAUCGUUCUCCUGAAUGUCCCAAUUCAGAAGCAACAUGAUUUAAGUGUGGCAAGCUGGGCCACAAAUCCUUUGAGUGCCUAGAAGGUAAAACUGUGGCAUGCUACAGAUGUGGAGAGCAAGGUCACAUCAGUACUAAUUGUGACAAACCCAAGAAGGAUCCUGCAAGGGGGAAGGUGUUUGCUUUAUCUGGUGCUGAGACUACUGCUGAGGAUAGACUAAUUCGAAGUAAUCAGGAGGAGUAGUCUAUAGCCUUUAUUUCGAGUUGGAGUCCUUGCUCUGAUACGUAGCACUCGGGGGGGGAAAUGGACGCUUGUUUUCCUUCUGUUAUAAUUUGAAUUAAGUUGUUAUUUGAGAAGUUGUUUCUGUUUUAAGUUGUGGGCAAGAUACUAUGUUUUCUUUAAGUUUUAAAGACAUUGGAUUCGCUGCAUAACUAUUUGUCAAAGUGAACUAGUUCAAAGACUAAUUAACUGUCACAAGAGCAUUUAAGUUUA